AUGCCACCAAAAAAACAGGAAUAUUACAAGAAAAAAGAGCAAGAUCAUGUAAUUAAUAUACUAUUGAGAGAUGAUGACAUCGUACCAUUACUAGAAGGUGAUUAUGAACAACCUGCAAAUGUAUCACUCGUACCAUUACUAGAAGGUGAUUAUGAACAACCUGCAAAUGUAUCACUCCUUCAAAUCAUGCAUCAAAUAACAAUGAUGAAGAUAUUACAGCCUUUAAUUCUUUUAACUACAUUAAGAAAUGAUAUUGAUUUGUCUCCAAAUCAUCCAUUAAGUGAUCAUGAUGAUAUUGAGGUUUCAAACAUUAUUAGACAUAAAGAGAUCACAAAACGAAGCUUAAAUCCAUUAAGGCUUCCACUGUUAGUUCCAGCAUCAAAUAAUUCAAACAUCAAUUCAAAUAAUUUUUCACCAUUAUUAUCAACACCAAAUAAUUCAAACAUCAAUCAUAAUAAUGUAUCAAGUGGUGCCAGCCAAUUUGAUAGCAUUUUUGGGUUAAAUGAUGGAGCUAUCGACUCAGUUCAUGUACUAAUGGCGGAUGGGAGACGAUUUACAAUGCCUAUUUCUUCAAACUCAUCAACCUCAGUGCAUCAUCAAGAUGACAAACCAGUAAGUACUUUUGGUGACUUUCGUAACAAGGAAUCAAUUAAUCCGCAAAUGGAAGAGAUUGCUGCAUUCGUAGAUAAGUCUGUAACGGUCCACGUGCUAAACCGAUGGUUAAAUGCCACAAAAAUGGACGAAUUACGAGCCAAAAUUCAAUGGGAGAAUUUUGAUAUAGCAAUGGGUGGUAAAGUUUCCAGCAAUAUCAAAGAAUUUGAAGAAAGUGGUACUGAAGAAUUUGAAAGUAGUAGUAUUGAGAAAUUUGAAGGAAGUAACACCAAGGAAUCAAAAGGUAUAUCAAACAAGCUGAAAUAUUAA
This is a messenger RNA of Rhizophagus irregularis DAOM 181602=DAOM 197198, 921 nucleotides long. The record is from RefSeq and is a predicted model, not a curated record. NCBI's taxonomy places the organism in Eukaryota, Fungi, Glomeromycota, Glomeromycetes, Glomerales, Glomeraceae.